This is a messenger RNA of Phymastichus coffea, 3954 nucleotides long. Its product is annotated as 3'-5' RNA helicase YTHDC2-like. Bases 258 to 3716 code for a protein of 1152 amino acids. Gene Ontology annotation, cellular component: intracellular anatomical structure. NCBI's taxonomy places the organism in Eukaryota, Metazoa, Arthropoda, Insecta, Hymenoptera, Eulophidae. The transcript is spliced from 8 exons. The record is from RefSeq and is a predicted model, not a curated record. Gene Ontology annotation, molecular function: protein binding; RNA binding; ATP binding.
GCGACGUGAGCACGAGCAUGACACUUGCACGUCAACUCGGUUUGUGCGUGACAACUUGCAUGGCAACUUAUAUACCAAAUCGUUUUGUGCACGGUAACUCUAUAUCUUGCUCAUGUCGUGACCGGGCUUCCGUAGGCUUCCGUAUAUGUAUGUAUUGUUUUGCUCUUUGCUGUAGUGUGAAAAAACUGUAGAUACGUUAGUCACAUUUAUUUUCAAUUACUGGGAUAAAAUUGUAUUAUACAUUACGACACACCAAUAUGCCUUGGCAAAAAAGUCAACGUCAUCCUGAUGUUGGCGAAGACACAAGGAUUGCAGUUAAUUUGACUAUCAAAAAGUUGUUAGAAACUGGUGAUCAAAAAGAGUUAGAAUUUCCUUCUUCUUAUAAUGCUGAAGAACGAGCUUAUAUUCACAGUUUAGUUCGCCAACUGGGCCUGAAAUCAAAAAGUCGAGGUCGUGGUGCCAAUAGAUUUUUGACUGUUUAUAAGCGAGAAGGCUCUACAAUAGUUCAAGCAGAUGCUGUAAUCAAUUUACAUAAAUCAUCUAGACAAUCAAUUUAUAGUUUGAUUAAAAAAUUUCCUCUAGAUAGUAAAGAGCGCCGUGAUUUAUUGCCACCCACUGAAAGGGAAAGAGCAGUGGAUACAGAAGUUAAUAUCAAUGCAAAGACAAUGGGUAGAUUAAAUAAUAGUAUACCUCAAGUUCCACAAUUAAAGAUAAAUUAUGAUAUUGUUAAUUUUCGCAAUUCAUUGACAAUUAUGAAUAAACGUGAAGAAAUAUUAAGUACACUAGUCAAUAGUCAAGUUAUGAUUGUAUCUGGUGAAACUGGCUGUGGAAAAACUACUCAAAUUCCACAGUUUAUUCUAGAAAAUUGCCAACAAAAGAACCAAACAUGUAGAAUUAUUUGUACUGAACCAAGAAGAUUAUCUGCUGUGUCCGUAGCUGAAAGAGUAGCUUUUGAAAGAGAUGAAAAAGUAGGACAAACUUUUGGAUAUCAAAUUAGAUUAGAAAGCAGAGUAGGUCCGAAAACUUUAUUAACUUAUUGCACAAAUGGUGUUCUUUUAAGAACACUAAUGGGAGAUGACUCUGUGUUAGCAAUGAUAACUCAUAUCAUUGUAGAUGAAGUUCAUGAACGUGAUAGGUUUUGUGACUUUCUACUUAUUGCAUUAAAAGAUGCUCUUGCAAAGUAUAGAUCUUUAAAAGUUAUUUUAAUGAGUGCUACAAUAGAUGUUUCAAUUUUCAUAAAAUAUUUUAAUAACUGCCCAGUAGUUUAUGUACCUGGAAAAUUAUUUGAUGUAGAUAUUUAUUACUUAGAAGAUAUAUUGAAAAUUACAAAUUAUAUGACAAAAGAAAUGUUAUCCAAGAAGAAAGAAAUCUUGAGCCAUAAAGAUCAAUGUAAAGUUUUGGAAUCAUGGAAUCAGUAUAAAACUCAGUUGUGUGAGGCUUCUAAAAAUAAAGAAAAGUAUUGUAUUCCAAUUUUGGAAAAACUGAAUGAACCUAUUGCAGAAAAUGUAGGGCUUGAACCAUGGUUGAUCGAAGAGAUGGAUAAAUCUAUAGCUGAUUCUUGGUUGUUAGGUGGAGAAGAUAACUUUACACAGAUUCUACAUUUAAUACACUCAGAAAAUGUUUCUGUGGAUUAUCAACAUUCUAACACUCUUGUAACUCCACUCAUGGUUGCAGCAGGACGAGGUUGUCUAAACACUGUUGAACAACUUCUUAAUUUAGGUGCUAACUUAAAUCUUAGGUCAUGUAAUGAUUGGACUGCAUACGAUUGGGCAAAAAAUAUGAAUCAGCUUGAAUGUACAGAAUUGAUUGAUGCUUACAGAAAAACAUGUGAUUAUAUAUUGAAUGGAAAUGAAACAAGGAAAACCACAAGUUUAGGUAUUUCUGAGGAUGAUAAAUUACUUCUUGAUACCUAUCAAAGUACAUUCAAUGAAGAGAAUAUUGAUUACACUCUCAUUUUAACCUUGAUUCUUCAUAUCCAUCUCAAAAUGCCACCAGGAUCUAUUUUAGUAUUUUUACCUGGAUAUGAUGAUAUUAUUACUAUGAGAGACGAAAUUAGCAAUGAAAAUCAAAUGAAUCAAGGCAAUCGUUAUAUUUUGUAUAUUCUCCAUUCUAAUAUGCAAACAAGUGAUCAAAAAAAAGUUUUUAGACCCAGUCCUCAAGGCACUCGAAAAAUAAUUCUUUCUACAAAUAUUGCUGAAACCAGUCUAACAAUUGAUGAUGUGGUAUAUGUUAUUGAUUCAGGCAAAAUUAAAGAAAAGUCAUUUGAUGCUAUAUCUGGUAUAACUAUGCUCAGAUCAAACUGGAUAUCUCAAGCUUGUGCUAAACAGCGUAGAGGUAGAGCUGGUCGCUGUCAGAAAGGAGUGUGUUACAGAAUUUAUUCUUCCAUUCGAUACAGCAGUUUGCAACCUUAUCAAACACCUGAAAUAUUAAGAUUACCUUUACAACAACUUUGUCUUUAUACAAAGCAUUUAGCUCCUGGAAAUACACCAAUAGCUGAAUUCUUAGAAAGAGCUAUGGAGCCUCCUUCAAGUGCUGUAACUAGGAAUGCUGUUCAACUAUUAAAGACAAUUGAUGCCUUGGAUCCUUGGGAGGAUUUGACAGAAUUAGGGAAUCAUUUAGUUGAUUUACCUAUUGAACCAAGAUUAGGCAAAAUGUUACUUUAUGCUGUAGUUUUGAAGUGUCUCGAUCCUAUUUUAACUAUAGUUUGUACUUUAGCCUACAAAGAUCCAUUUGUGAUGCCUUUUCAGCCCUCAAAAAAACAAGCAGCAAAAGUUGCACGUAAAGAGUUUGCAGCCAAUACUUAUUCUGAUCACAUGGCUGUGUUGAGAGCUUUUCAAAUCUGGCAGAAUGCAAGAGCUAAUGGUUGGGAACGAAUAUUUUGUGAAAACAAUUUCGUUUCAGCAGCAGUUAUGGAAGUCGUUGUUGGUAUGAGAACACAAUUACUUGGGCAACUGCGUGCCUCUGGAUUUAUUAAAACUAGAGGUCCAGGUGACAUUAGAGACUUAAAUUCAAAUUCUGAAAAUUGGGCUAUUGUAAAAGCUGCAUUGACUGCUGGGCUAUAUCCAAAUCUUAUACGAGUAGAUAGAGAACAUGCUCAACUAAGAACACAGAAAGAAGUAAAAGUUUUUUUUCAUCCAUCUUCUACUUUGAAAAAUGUUUCUAAAUCAUUAAAAACAACUUCAGCGCAAGUUCAUGCAGCUAAUGUAAGUUCCUUACCUUCUGAUUGGAUGCUUUAUGAGGAAAUAAGUCGCUCUGGUAGAUUUUGUCAUGCUCGAACCAUUACUCUCGUAAAUCCUUUAACUGUAGCCAUAUUUAGUGGACCAGCUCGACUACCAAUGGAUGUCAUUUACGAGGCCGAAUCUACACCAGAUAGCGAAUCAGACUCUGAAGUCGACGAAAGCCAUGAAGGAACAACAAUCUUAAAACUUGAUCACUGGAUAGUAUUUAAAGUAGAUUCGGAAGCCGCCCAAUUAAUUCUACAUUUAAGGCAAAAAUGGAACGCAUUAUUUCUAAGGCGCAUGACAAAUCCAAAUAAAGUUAUGUCGCAACAAGACGAACAAGUUAUAAAAACAUUAGUUGCAGUCAUUACAAAUGAAGAACAAGCAUGCGGAUUGCAUCAACCGCUGGGUAUAGGACAAAGACCUCGACCUCUUCUCAUUGAUUACUAUCCAGCUGGGGCCAAGCGUAUUGAUGAUUUUGAAGAUAAAAAUCUUUAAAAGCUUUGUCAAGUCUGGUAAAAGUAAAUCCUGUUCGUCAAAUUUGAUUAUCAUGUUAGCAAUCAAGAUAAAUUAAUGGUCUAUUUCAUUCAUACGUCGAUGUUCUCAAUAAUAAAAGAAAUGUUGAUAUUAAUAGCAUAAUGUCUUAGAAAACGAAAUUUUUAUUUAUUUAUUUAUUUAUUUUCAUAAUUGAAUAAGAUGUAUAAACAUAUUGUGGCAACAAUAAAUGAGAUAUAGG